Messenger RNA from Zerene cesonia (dogface butterfly), 1683 nucleotides. Its product is annotated as CD63 antigen-like. The transcript has 6 exons. Gene Ontology annotation, cellular component: membrane. Bases 165 to 884 code for a protein of 239 amino acids. Lineage: Eukaryota; Metazoa; Arthropoda; Insecta; Lepidoptera; Pieridae. The record is from RefSeq and is a predicted model, not a curated record.
CACGGGAAAAUGCUCAACAAUUGUAAAGUUUUAAAAACAGAGGCUGUAAACCCAGUCAGUAGCUGGUUUUGUUCCGCAGUGGGUUGUUAUUUCUUCGCUCAGAUUUUUCGACCUCCAUUUAGUUUUGAUUGAAUUUAAAAUUAGAAUUUAGAACAGCGUUAAAGAUGGCUAUCGGAGCAGGGAUGUCUUGUGUUAAAUACCUACUAUUUUCUUUCAAUCUGUUAUUCGCGAUCACGGGCCUGAUAAUCCUGAUAGUGGGGGCAAAGGCAGAGAUCAACUCGUAUCCAUAUGUGAACUUGACCGACGAGAGCUUCUACACAUCAGCACCAGUUAUUCUGAUCAUAGUGGGCUUGAUUGUCUUCAUCGUUGCUUUCUUCGGCUGCUGUGGGGCUGUUAAGGAGAACCAUUGCAUGAUAGUUACGUUCUCCGUGUUCCUGCUGAUGAUUUUCAUAGCUGAACUGGCCGUCGGCAUCGCUGGUUACGUGAAGCACCAGGAUCUAGAAACCUCCAUCGUCCGAUCCCUCAACGAAUCGCUGAAGCACUACUCCACGGACUUGGAUAUUCAAAAGAACUAUGAUAUCAUUCAGACUGACCUCCAAUGCUGCGGCAUCUACGGGCCCGGCGACUGGGCGGACAACGGCCUGCCCAUACCGGCCAGCUGCUGCGCGGUGCAGGAGAUCGCGGACAGCAAGCCGGUGGCGUGCACGCCCGCCUCGCCCGGCUUCCACACCGUGGGCUGUCUGAACAACAUCCUCGCGCAUCUGAAGGACGUGGCCUUGGUGCUGGGCGGCGUGGGCCUGGGGAUCGCGUUCGUGCAAUUGCUCGGCGUGAUCUUCGCAUGCAGCCUCGCUCGCUCCAUCCGCAGCCAGUACGAGACCGUGUAAACUCACACGAGCUUUAUAUAUUUGAUCAGUUAUACCUGCGUCUAUAUUCAUUGUGAUAAGUAUAAGUCCCAUUUUGCAUAGAGAUAAUUGUUAUUUUGUUUAAUUUUUUAUAUAUAUUUUUUGUAAUUUAAUUCAAAUGAAUCUUUUUCCAUAAAAGAUCUCAAACUCGAAUGUUCUUUUUAAUGAUUUAUUAAUGUUUAGGAGCAGGGUAACGGCUCUAGUGUGAUGUAUUUGGCGUGAAAUGCACAAUGCACUGAUUGGAUCAAUUUUCAGCUUAGUGUGCUCAGUGUUAAGACUGAUUUUCGAAUAGACAUGGUGACGAUUGCCAAAUCUUUCUAUCUGUCCCCCUAUUUUAAAAUUACGCCGUGGAUUUUAUAGUACAAAACUACGAAACACAUUUUCAUAAAACAUACAUAAUAUAUAUCCGAUUCUCAGAUAUUCCACGGUGUAAAUAUAUAAUUAAUGGAUGUUAUAUAAUCUUUGUCAAACUUAGAGAUAUAUUUAAUAUUAUAUUUCGUAUUUGAUGUAGAUAAGGUUGCUGUUUAGUAUUAACUCCAGAUUAUAUCUAUUUAAAAACAUAUGACUGUUAAAAUUCUUUCCACAUUUGCAGUACUGACAGUUUAUAAAGGACAAAAAUGGCAACCUUUUGUAGAUGUGGUGCACUUCUCUAGAAAUUGUUUUGUGUAGAUGCAAGGUGCAGUAGAUGUACCAGAUGAGAUUAACUUGCAUCAUAUGAAACAAUAUAUUGGUGUUUAAAUCUUUUCUGUACCUAUAUUUAUAAUAAACUUCAUACGAUAUA